GAAAGUCUUCCAGGUACAACUCCGCUCCCCGUCUUGCAAUUCCUGUCGAUUUGCCUGAAUUAGAUUUCUCAGGAUUAAAAUUGUCAUGGCAAACGGCACGCAAGGGCACGCCUACGAUGAUAGCAACAGGGCGUUUCUUCAGGCCUUGAUGGCCCGCUCAACACUGACCUACGAAGAAUCAAAACCCCUCCUUGCUGCUAUCCUCUCAGUCCGCGGAGGUGAUACUGUCUCCGAAGACGAUAUAACAGAAGAUGACCUCUCUACCUUCAUCGCCGCGGCGAAUUCAGCAAUCUCACCCUUUGAUCUGGAAAUCAGAAGCACACUCCCCCAACUCCAAACCGAAGCGCCCCUUACCGAAGCUGUCGUACCGGAGCGCGUUUACGCCCUCGUGAAUACCACCAGCGAUGGCCUGACCCAGCUUGCGACAACGUACACAGCCGAUGAGAUCUCGUUCGUGAAGCGCAUUCUGGACCGGAUGUUCGAGGCGAAUAAUACCCGGAUCGCCGAGGUUAUGGCCGUCAGCUCGAUUGAGGCAAUUCAGCAGUCGAAAGUGAAUGGUGAGAACCGGCGUGAGUCGGGCUCUGCGACGCAGGGUACUCAGAGUGGGGCUGCGCAGCCGCUCAACAUGACGCAGGCGGAGACUGUGUUGAAGCAGCUUGUUGAGGAUGGGUGGUUUGAGAAGAGUAGGAAGGGUUAUUAUAUGCUAAGCCCGCGAGGACUGAUGGAACUCCGGGGGUGGCUUGUUGCAACAUAUAAUGAUGAGAACGAGGAGGGGCGCAGGGGCAAUAAGAUUAAGUUCUGUGCGGCCUGCAGGGAUAUCAUUACGGGUCAACGCUGUGGAAAUCGUGAGUGUCUAGGCCGGUUACACGAUCAUUGUAUGCGCAAUUUCUUCCGGGUGCAGAAAGCGGAGCAGUGUCCGGUGUGCAGGGCGCCAUGGCCAGGAGACAAGUUCGUCGGGGAGCGCGCGGUCGUAACGACGGGUCAAAAUAGACGGAGCGGUGGUGGUCGUCCGAGCAUGGUCGAACCAAACACGCAAGUGUCGCAGACUACAGACGGAGAUAUGGAUGAGGAGCUUAGCGAUUGAGAUUGACGGGUACCUAUGCGAGUCUAUUGACUAUGCAACGGAUUUGAACAUGUGUCUACGGCUCAUCUAUAGCCUACCCCUACCCACUGGGUUCCCCAGAUCAUCGCGUCGUCAGAUAGUACCAGCGCGGCGUUGCGCUUGAAUUUCACGCAACCGGCUGAAUCUGGACCAGA
This is a messenger RNA of Aspergillus versicolor CBS 583.65, 1257 nucleotides long. Its product is annotated as non-structural maintenance of chromosomes element 1 family protein. Gene Ontology annotation, molecular function: ubiquitin-protein transferase activity. Gene Ontology annotation, cellular component: nucleus; Smc5-Smc6 complex. Lineage: Eukaryota; Fungi; Ascomycota; Eurotiomycetes; Eurotiales; Aspergillaceae. Bases 86 to 1084 code for a protein of 332 amino acids. Gene Ontology annotation, biological process: DNA damage tolerance; double-strand break repair via homologous recombination. The transcript has 3 exons. The record is from RefSeq and is a predicted model, not a curated record.